Molecule: messenger RNA, 3811 nt
Organism: Nezara viridula (southern green stink bug)
Lineage: Eukaryota; Metazoa; Arthropoda; Insecta; Hemiptera; Pentatomidae
Source: the annotation of a GenBank genome assembly
CUAUCAUAUGUUAUUAUAUUGUUUGAUUAAGUUGUAUUCAAACUUUUUUUUUUUAUUUAAGCGGAUUAUUGUUCUAUCAGUAACUGAUAUUUUUAAAAUAAUUUAUUUUGUUCAACUUUAUCCAGUAAUAUGCCGCGAACGGGUCCUAAGAUUCUAGUGACCGAGCCCGAAGAUGAUACCGAAGAGCGAAUGAGCAUCAUCAGAACUUCCAGGCAGCUGAUGGUGCCAGAAUUAAGGGCUUCCGUUCGAGAGCGCGUAUCCAAUCUCCGACCAGGUGGUCUUCCACUUCCUGGUAAGACAACUCAAGGUUUCAGAGGUAGCCGUAGCUCUUCUUCGAGGGAAUCGGCCAGGCCGCAGUCAUUCAGGACGGUUCGCAACUUCUGGAGGCGCCUCGAAGGAGCCGAAGACACUCCUCCUCCUCCUCCUCGCAGAUUCGGACCUUUAAAGAAGCCAAUGAGAGCUGAAGAGCCCGAUAAACCAAAGACAGGUGGUUGGAAAAUGCCAGUACUAAGAAAAGUUUCAAAUGCAAGAGAAAGUGCAAGGAGAAUAUCAAUAAAAAGACCAUCGUUGAAAUCCAACAAUGAAAGUAGAAAAUCUGUAAGCACAGAAGUAAUAAAAAGACCUUCGAUAAGCAGUCAAUCUAAGAGAGCGUCAUUAUUUAAUGAAGAAAUUAAGAGACAAUCAAUAAAAUCUACGAAAAGACCAAGUGUAAAGAGCUUAAGCAGUAGAAAGGGUUCAGGGGUAAGCCAAUAUAUCGAUAAACUCCCUAACAUUCCGAAACGAGCCUCCAAAGCUGAAUCUAUGAACUCAAAACGACCGAGUCUUUUGCCAGUACCGAUCGAUUACGACCCCAGUAGACGAGCUUCCAGGCUCAGUAAGCAGUCAGUGAAGACGAAAGCAUCGGGUAGCUUCACAGUACCGUCGCCCAUGAUCGACUUCGACAACAGACGAGGCUCCAAUCUCAGUAAGCAGUCUGUGAAGACGAAAGCAUCGGGUAGCUUCACAGUACCGUCGCCCAUGAUCGACUUCGACAACAGACGAGGCUCCAAUCUCAGUAAGCAGAGAACAAGUUUUUCACCAAGCGAGAGAAGAAGUGUAAAUCUAUCACCCAGAGGAUCUUAUCUCGAGCAAAUAGAAGAAGAAGGAAAUAGAAUAGCUAAAGGAGAGGUUCUUGAUGAAGCAAUGGAAGAAGAGGAAGAAGUAGCAACUGAAAUAAAGAGACCGAGCGUUUCAGUAAGCGAGAGAAGAGCUUCAAAGCAAUCAGCUAGAGGAUCUUAUCUCGAACAAUUAGAAGAACGAAGAGAGGCAGAAAAGGGAAUGGACGGAGAGGCAGUAGACGAAGAGGAAGAAGUGGUUCUUGACGAAGAAAUGGUAGAAGAGGAAGAAGAGUACGAACCCUCCGCAAAGUUUAGAUCAAGCCAAAGAUUAUCUCUUUCACCACCAACCGCUGGUUUGAGGCCAUCUUCUCUUUGGGGACAUCUACCACGGUUUUUUAGUGAAGAGAGUAUGAGUCGACCAAGUGUAAUUUUGCCAGUGCUUCUUGAGGAAGAAAAACUCUUUCACGAGUUAGUAGCAGGAGGUGACGUCAGUGCGGUUAGUGACUUCAUCAACAAACGUCCCGAUUUCAAUAUCAAUUGUGAAAAUUAUCAAGGAACCUCAGCACUCCACAUCGCUGUAAAAGACGACAACGAAGACAUGGUACAGUAUCUUCUGUCUCUACCCGGGAUCGAAGUGCGUGACUCACAUCUCUUCGCAAUCCGAGACAACCACCCCGGGAUCCUCGUCAUGAUCUUGGACAAGUUGCAAUCAAUAAACCCGGCCCUCGAGUUCAUGGCUUGCUCUAACUCGCCGGAAUUCGCAGAGAACGUGACCCCGCUGAUCCUGGCCGCCGAAGCAGGGCACUUUGAAAUAGUCGGACUCCUCAUCAGUAGGGGACAUGUCAUCCCUCGGCCACACAAGCCCAGGUGCUUCUGCAAGGAAGAGUGUCAGGCCAUAAUGAAAAGUCAAGACAUGUUGAGCAUCUCAUCUGGAAAACUUCACAUCUACAGAGCACUUUGCAACCCUGCAUAUAUCUGCCAGAAUUCCUCCGAUCCUCUUAUGGUAGCUUUCAAGCUAUCUAAGGAAUUAUUGACUUGCGGCCAUGUCGACGCGAUCUACCUGAGGCAAUAUGAGGCUUUAGCUGAAUCUUUGAGAAGAUUUGCGGUUGAAAUAAUUGCUGAAUGCCGAACUUUAGAGGAAGUGGAGACAAUAUUAUCUGAAUCUAAGGACAGCGACCUAACAGGUAACUGGACCUAUCCUAGAUUGAUUAUGGCUAUGGAUUAUAAGCAAAAGGAGUUUAUUGCGCACCCCAAUGUUCAGCAGGUUCUUGAGCGUACCUGGAUGGGCGACUGGAUCGCUUGGAGAGGAUACAGGGUUUACAUCAAAGCUCUCUACAUAUUCCCAAGACUCGUAACCUUGCCUGUAGUACUUGGAGUUCUGAUGUUCACGCCAACAUCAAAAUGGGCGAAGCAUUUUUCUUUGCCUGUGAACAAACUGCUGAGUAACGUAGCGUCUUAUUGCAUUUUUCUUCUUCUCGUUUUCAUUCAGUCCAACGUUAACAAGAAGAAUCAAACCCGAGACACGAAGCCAACCGGUGUCGAGAUAUUUUUGGUGAUUUACGUCCUUACAUUUAUUUACAAUUCAAUCAGAAGCCUAUUGAAACAGGGAGUUCACAGAUUUUUCAAAUUCAUGUGGAACAUAUACGAGUUAGUAAUGGAGCUUUUCUUUAUAAUAGCGUUCGUAUUUCUGAUAGCGGCUGAAAUAAAGACAACAAUAAAAGGUAACAAAAACGUGGAGAGAAAAUAUUGGCAUUAUUUGGACCCUGAAUUGAUUUCAGAAAGUUUUUUCGUAUUAGCGGCUAUCAUGGCUUUUAUGAGAAUCCUUCUGAUUUUUCAAAUAAGUUACCAUCUCGGACCUUUGCAGGUCUCUUUAGGGAAAAUGACCAAUGAUUGCGCUAUGUUUUCUGUGAUUUUUGCAAUAAUCAUAAUAGCUUUCACUGCAGGCUUAUGUAAAUUUUAUUCCUACUACGAAGACAUGGUGCAAACUAAUCCUGAUACAGGAGAAGUGGAGUCAAGUCAAGUGAAUUCAUUCACGGGUGUUCUCGAUACGUUUAAGACCCUCUUUUGGGGGCUUUUCGGAAUGUCGUCGUUUGAUGUGGCAGAUGUGAUUGUGGAGAACCUUGAAGACAACUCCUCAAAUUCCACAACAACGAAUGAACAUCAUCUGACAGAAGCUGUGGGAUACUUUGCUUUUGCAACCUACAUGAUCCUAACUGUUAUUGUGAUUCUAAACAUGCUGAUAGCUACAAUGUCGAAUACAUUCCAAAAAGUGACAGAUAAUCUUGACACUGAAUGGCUUUUUGGAAGAACUGAAGUUUAUAUGUCUUACAUUGAUUUGCCAGUAUUGCCUCCCCCAUUUAAUGUAAUUCCAACAACACAUGCGCUAGUGAAUCUCGUUAAAGGAUACAAAACCAAAGCAAGAAACUUAAUUGGGGUGGACGUAGAAAAGGGAAUAAUAGAAGAACCGGAGAAUAAAAGAAAUGAUGAUUAUUAUGUUUUAAUGUCACAAUUAGUGCAAAGAUAUUUUAGCACCAAAAAUUCAGAAAAUGAUUAGGAAAUCGUUAAUAAUUUAAAAAAGAGUAGAGAUCGGUCCACUAAUUAGAAAACAAUAUUAAGCUACAGCAUAAUAUUAUUUCUCAGCAUGGUAUAGUGAAUGAAUUACAGUCAAUUAUUUUAUAACAAAGCAUAUAUAACUGGAAUAAAGAAAUGAUGAA